AUGAUGCGAAAUCUGUUUCUACGCAAAGCUUCUCUGUGGCCUCGAUUCCAUGUGACCGUUGCGGAAUCCCUAGAGGGGCAUAGGAAAGCAGAAGUGAUCGAACUCGAAGUUCCACUGAGUGACAAAAUGAGGGAAAUACAGAAUGCUGUUCUGGAAUGUGUUGAGAUCAGUAUCACUGAACUGAAGAAAUCGAUUACAGGACUGGACAUGGGAGACUGGACGUUGGACAGUGCCUUGCAUCGGGGGUUUGACGUUUUUAUCAGGCGUCAGCUCGAUCCUAUCUGGCAUCGCAUUAGUUUCAGGACCAGGCAGAUUGUCAGUGACCUGACAGAUCUGCGGGCUAUUCUCCACGCUUUACUCACCUACGAUGCUGUGUCUUUCGUCAAGUAUCUCGAUACUAUAGUGGCAGCCCAUUCUCCACCACCAGGCUCCACAAGGCAUAACUACUCGCCGUGGCUUUUCCUCGACGCCGCCCACGUUCUUUUCCAGACAGCGAAAUCUAGGGUCUACCAAGGAAAGAUAACCAGCGACGCAGCCCGCUCUACGUUGACUACAUUUUCUUCUUCAUUACAGCCUGUUCUAGAAGCGCAGCCAAAGUGGGCUGUGCUGGCUGAGGUGCUGGAAGAAAUUGAACAUGACGCAUAUCUUAACCCAGUACCUGUGGAUGAAUCCAAUAGCACUAUAUUGAUAAUGUGCAGUGAUCAGCGGACCUGUCGGCAGCUUCGUGAAUAUCUUGCCUUGAUGUACGCAACCGUCGAUAAGGAUGAGGGUGACGGUUCGGGUGCCACAGAAGGCUUCCAGGAGACGAAGCCCUCAGCGGAAGUGAUGAUGCGAAGAAAGCUUCGAGAGUAUCUGAACUGGAAGAUUUCCUUUUCCAAUGUCAAUAAAAAUCUAUCCUCUAAGCCGGAUGGCGAGAGUUCAAUUGCCGGGAGGGAUCAGGGGUUGCCUGGGCCAGCUAAUCAUCAACAAGGGAGAGCCCCCCCGAACAAGAGACGUCGAGUACGUGGGGGAGGUACAAUUUCCUCUGCGACAGGCCGUGAUCCGAAUAGCAGUGUACAGACCCAGGUAGAAUUACUGGGCCAAGUUACGGGGUUACUGGAUGAAAUCCAACCUACAGAAGUCGAGGAAACUCAAAAGGAAGAGAUUAUUGUCGAUGAGUUGAUGGAUAUGGAUGAUUAUUACGAGCUUUUUGACAUGAACGAUCUGGUCAUCGUACACCCUUACGACGGGGAUAUGGAUGAGCAUAUACUGGAAGAAGUCCGACCGAGGUACAUCAUAAUGUUCGAACCUGAUGCUGCUUUUAUUCGGCGAGUCGAAGUCUACCGCAGUUCUCACUCUGGGCGGAAUGUAAGAGUAUACUUCUUGUACUACGGUGGGUCGGUCGAGGAACAGCGGUACUUGAGCGCAGUAAGGCGCGAGAAGGACUCCUUUACGAAGUUAAUCAAGGAAAAAGGCAAUAUGGCCGUUACCCUCACUCACGACCGGAGUCUUGAAGACCCUCAAGAACAGUUCCUUCGGACCGUGAACACUCGUGUUGCUGGAGGAGGUCGACUGACGGCGACAGCGUCCCCUCCUAGAGUUGUCGUUGAUGUUCGGGAGUUCAGAAGCGCUCUCCCGUCACUGCUCCAUGGCAAUAACAUGGUUAUAGUGCCUUGCCAAUUGACAGUCGGCGACUACGUUCUCACCCCAGACAUCUGUGUCGAGCGGAAGUCUAUCCGGGACUUACUCACUUCCCUCAGGAAUGGUCGUCUCUACAAUCAAGCGGAGACUAUGCUCCAAUAUUACAAGACCCCUCUUCUUCUGAUUGAAUUUGACCAGAACAAAUCCUUCACUUUCGACGCGUUCGCUUCUGCUUCGAAUCCCAGCACCAGCUUCCUAACAGAUUUUGGCUUCUCCUCGUCCGGUACAGCAACCACCUUAUCUGCAAGCAGCUCCCUCAUAAGCCCAUCCAGCCCCAAAUCCGCACAGCACAUGCUUGUCCUCCUCACUCUUGCCUUUCCACGCCUGAAGAUCAUCUGGUCCUCGUCCCCUUACCAGACUGCUGAGAUCUUUGCAGAGCUGAAGAAGAAAAAUUCAGAACCGGAUCCCAUCCGGGCCGUGCAGAUCGGUCUUGACGUCGAUAUCGCCGGAUCUUCGGAUCAGGGAAAUGUCAUGGCUGCUACUGGUAUUGAGCAUCGGAUUUUCAACCUGCUCCCUCAGGAUAUGCUUCGGGCGGUUCCCGGUGUGACGCCUAACGUCCUCGAGCGGCUAAUUCUAGAGACAGAGAGUAUUCACGAGGUUGCUAAUAUGGAUGUUGAACAGCUUGAUCCAUUGAUUGGGAAAGAGGCUGCGCGGAAAAUAGUGGGAUUUUUUCGUAAAAGUGUAUUUGAAGAUACAUAG
This is a messenger RNA of Monascus purpureus, 2379 nucleotides long. Lineage: Eukaryota; Fungi; Ascomycota; Eurotiomycetes; Eurotiales; Aspergillaceae. The record is from the annotation of a GenBank genome assembly.